CUCUGUACCAGCCUCCACAACCCUGCUCAUCUCAAGCACCUGCCUCUACAGCAGUGAGCACAGAUGGCCUGGUCCCCGAUAGCUACAGAGCUGCUCCUGGUCUCCGCCGUCUUCUGCCUGGUACUCUGGGUGGCCAGGGCCUGGCAGCCUCGGGUUCCCAAAGGCCUGAAGAGUCCCCCAGGGCCAUGGGGAUGGCCCUUGCUGGGGAACGUGCUGACCUUGGGGAAGACCCCACACCUGGCGCUGACGAGGCUGAGCCAGCAAUACGGGGAUGUGCUGCAAAUCCACAUUGGCUCCACACCCGUGCUGGUGCUCAGCGGCCUGGACACCAUCCGGCAGGCCCUAGUGCAACAGGGGGAUGAUUUCAAGGGCCGGCCUGACCUCUACAGCUUCACUCUGGUUACUGAUGGCCAAAGCAUGACCUUCAACCCAGACUCUGGACCAGUGUGGGCUGCGCGCAGGCGCCUGGCCCAGAACGCCCUGAAGAGCUUCUCCAUCGCGUCAGACCCGGCUUCCUUGUGCACCUGCUACCUGGAAGAGCACGUGAGCAAGGAGGCAGAGGCCCUCCUCGGCAGGCUGCAGCAGCGGAUGGCAGAGGCGGGGCGCUUUGACCCCUACAACGAGGUGCUCUUCUCCGUGGCCAGUGUCAUUGGUGCCAUGUGCUUUGGGAAGCGCUUCCCUCAGAGCAGUGAGGAGAUGCUCAGCCUUAUAAGCAGCACCAAUGACUUUGUGGAGACGGCCUCCUCUGGGAACCCUGUGGACUUCUUCCCCAUUCUCCGGUAUCUGCCGAACCCUUCCCUGCAGAAAUUCAAGGCCUUCAACCAGAAGUUCUUUCGGUUCCUGCAGAAUAUUGUCCAGGAGCACUACCAGGACUUUGACGAGAGCAACAUUCAGGACAUCACAGGCGCCCUCCUGAAGCACAAUGAGAAGGGCUCCAGAACUAGUGCUGGUCACAUCCCCCAUGAGAAGAUCGUCAACAUUAUCAACGACAUUUUUGGGGCCGGAUUUGACACCAUCACAACGGCCAUCUCCUGGAGCAUCAUGUAUCUUGUGACAAACCCUGAGAUACAGAGAAAGAUCCAGGAAGAGUUGGACAGAGUGAUUGGCAGGGCCCGGCAACCCCGGCUCUCCGACAGACUCCAGCUGCCCUACCUGGAGGCCUUCAUCCUGGAGCUCUUCCGACACACCUCCUUCGUCCCCUUUACCAUCCCCCACAGCACAACAAGGGACACGAUACUGAAAGGCUUCUACAUCCCUAAAGAACGCUGUGUCUUUGUAAACCAGUGGCAGGUCAAUCAUGACCCAAAGGUGUGGGGAGAUCCAUCCAAGUUCCGACCAGAGAGAUUCCUUACCGCUGAUGGCACUGCAAUCAAUAAGACCUUGAGUGAGAAGGUGAUACUCUUCGGCAUGGGCAAGCGCCGGUGCAUAGGAGAGGUCAUGGCCAAGUCGGAGAUCUUCCUCUUCCUAGCUAUCUUGCUGCAGCGGCUGGAGUUCAGUGUGCCAGCCGGUGUGAAAGUAGACCUAACCCCUAUCUAUGGGCUGACCAUGAAGCACCCCCACUGUGAGCAUGUCCAGGCACGGCCACGCUUCUCCACCAAGUGAAGAAGGCACCAGCAUGCCAAGGCAGGGGGAGGGGUAAGGAUCAUCUAUGGGGCCUCAACCCUUAUUUUUUUUCCUUUUUCUUAAAUAAAAGCUUUAUGGAGGUAUAAUACACAA
Molecule: messenger RNA, 1716 nt
Organism: Neogale vison (American mink)
Lineage: Eukaryota; Metazoa; Chordata; Mammalia; Carnivora; Mustelidae
Product: cytochrome P450 1A2-like
Exons: 7
Coding region: 64-1602 (512 amino acids)
Biological process (GO): hormone biosynthetic process; progesterone metabolic process
Molecular function (GO): steroid 17-alpha-monooxygenase activity; oxidoreductase activity, acting on paired donors, with incorporation or reduction of molecular oxygen, reduced flavin or flavoprotein as one donor, and incorporation of one atom of oxygen; iron ion binding
Source: RefSeq, a predicted model, not a curated record